GUACAGGUCUCAGCGCCAUUACAUCGAUAAAUGUCAUUGUGUUCGCGUCCCGCGUAACUGGUUUUCCUAGCAACGAAUAAAUUCAAAAUAUAAGAUUGGCCGACAUGUCGAGUAAGCGGAAAAAUCCAGCAAGCAAGAAGGGUCGCGCGAAAUAUAGAAAGACCGAAUAUGACGAAGAGGACAUCUCCAGCGAACACGAUUCGGAUGUUGACGACGCCGAGACCGGCUCGAAUGCCGACGGUGAGGACGCUCCCGAAGAUGAUCUUAGCGAUGUCUCCAGUAUUCCGGAAUUGCCGCCACCUGAGGGUGGGUGGGGAAAGUCUGGAACAUUGCUCAUGUGUGGCCUCACAAACUGGGAUAUGGCAGGUCGUAAAGCUCCACCAAAAGGAGUGAAAUCAACUAAUAUAGGACGUAGUUUGUGGACACCUCAUACUUUCAAAAACUUAAAUGGUGCUAGGGUCAGAUUAGUUGCUUCUGGUCCAGCUGCUUCUCAUAGUAUUAUUGUUACAGAGGAUAAUAGAUGCUUAUCUUUUGGUAGAAAUGAUAAAGGUCAGCUAGGUGUUGGUGAUACAAAACGUCGGGAUGAACCUACAGAAAUCACAGCAUUGAAGGGACAUACAAUCAUAGGAGCAUUUUGUGGUCGCAAUCACACUUUAUUUUUAACAAGUCGCGGCAUCGUUUUUGCUGCAGGAGACAAUAAAUUAGGUCAAUGUGGCGUUGGAAAAUCUGAUGUCUGCAUUGUCUCUGCCACUAAAGUAAAAUACACUGGUCCACCUAUCGUGAAAGUAGGAUGUGGAGCAGAGUUUUCAAUGAUUCUGGACAUUAAGGGUGGUUUACAUUCAUUUGGAAGCCCAGAAUAUGGAGCUUUAGGUCAUAAUACUGAUGGAAAGUAUUUCAUAACAAAUACUAAGAUGGCGUUUCAUUUUGAGAAAGUGCCUAAGAGAAUUGUUUUAUAUGUUGAAAAAGCAAAGGAUAGCCAUGUUACACCAUUAGAUUGCGUUGAAAUUACAGAUUUCAGUUGUGGACAUUAUCAUACCGUCGCAAUCGAUAGUAAAAAUCGUGCAUUUUCUUGGGGAUUCGGAGGUAUUGGCCGUUUAGGUCAUAACGAGCAACGAGACGAAUUAGUGCCUCGUUUAAUUAAGUACUUGGAACCACCUAAUCGUGGUGUUAGAGCUGUACAUUGUGGCAGUUCUUAUAGUAUUGUCAUCAAUGUUCAUGGAUCAGCUUUAAUGUUUGGACAAACAAAACGUACUGGAGAAGCAAAUAUGUAUCCCAAACCAAUUCAAGAUUUGUCUGGCUGGGAAAUUAGAUGCGUUGGGUGUUCUCAAACUAGCGUAGUAGUUGCGGCUGAUGAAUCGGUUAUUGCUUGGGGUGCUAGCCCUACUUUUGGUGAAUUGGGUUUUGGUGAAAUGCGUAAAUCCUCAACAACUCCAAAAGAAGUAAAAGCACUGGAAGGUUUGUACAUUACUGCUGUUACCUGUGGUCUCUCACAUACACUUAUGAUUUGUCGAGAUGAAUCUGAAGAAGAGAACGCUAAAAUUAACAAACUUCAAGUAUAUUCAGUUUAAAUCGUAUAAUUUUUAAUUUGAAUUACACGAAGUAAAUGCUAUCGAAUUACC
Messenger RNA from Habropoda laboriosa, 1619 nucleotides. RefSeq names its product protein RCC2 homolog. The record is from RefSeq and is a predicted model, not a curated record. NCBI's taxonomy places the organism in Eukaryota, Metazoa, Arthropoda, Insecta, Hymenoptera, Apidae. The transcript is spliced from 4 exons. The coding region runs from base 105 to 1568 and encodes 487 amino acids.